CCGGUAUGGUCUCUACUAACAAAAUAAGUGCCGGGCAAGUACUGCUGGCGCAGAACGACCAGUCACUUUCCUUUUGACCUUCGUUUGCAGACCUCGAUUACUGAAACACCAGAACGCCAUGGCCCCGAUCGUCUCCUCCACAAUGUCUCCGAAAUCGGUCCCUGACUCGGCGAAGAUCGUGGUCCGUGAGUUCCGCAGCGAAGACCUGCCUCAGGUGAUUCAACUCUUCAAAGAUGGCAUGCUCCACUAUCCGAAGAGCCAGCAGGACCCGCACCUGGACGACUACAUCGCCGACAGCCUGAAGAUGGAUCUCAGCGACAUCGAUGGCACUUACUUUAAACCUGGUGGCAACUUUUGGGUUGCUACGCCCCGUGAUGAUCCGACACUUGUGGUCGGCAUGGUUGGUCUUGAGGCGAAGCCGAAUAAGGAGGGCGAACUGCGACGCAUGUCGGUAAAGUGCACUCAUCGUCGAUACGGCAUCGGACGGCUACUCAUUUCGACGCUAGAAAAAUGGGCGUCAGAUCGUCAAUUCCACAAGAUCUGGCUCACCACGGGUGGUGUGAUGGAAAAAGCGCGGGCUUUCUAUAUCUCCGUGGGCUAUUCGGAGACCGAGGUCAUCGUAAUUCACGAGGAACCUCGUUUCGAGGUGAUCAUGAUCGAAAAGGUGCUUGCACCGGCAAUCCUUGCAUGAGCAAUAAUAAUGAGUGGGCACCAGAAAAUCUUUUAGUGACUGUUGUCACUCAUCCAAUCACACUCCUCUAAUCCUCA
Messenger RNA from Phytophthora nicotianae INRA-310, 768 nucleotides. RefSeq lists its product as hypothetical. The record is from RefSeq and is a predicted model, not a curated record. Lineage: Eukaryota; Oomycota; Peronosporomycetes; Peronosporales; Peronosporaceae. The transcript has a single exon. Bases 119 to 691 code for a protein of 190 amino acids. Gene Ontology annotation, molecular function: N-acetyltransferase activity.